UCCACUUCCGGCUCGCGUUCUACUUCCGCCGAGCGGCUCCACUUCCGCCCAUGUGACUGCGGCCUGGUCAAGAUGGCGGCGCCCAGGGCGCUGGCGGCGGCACGGCGCGCUGUAACGGCGGUAGUACAUGGGAGGCGCUCAGCGGGAACCGGAGCCGUCCCUCGAGUCCCGGCUGAACGGAGCCGGCUCUAUGAGCACGUAAAGGAAGGGCUGAGCGCCAGGCCGCAGCUCGAUAUGGCGGCGUUGAACGAGAACCCGGUGCAGGCCGCGAGAGAACUGGAACGGAGGAAAGGAGCGAUGAGAGAGGGAGAACUGAGAGACAUCGUGAGGGACCGGGCCCGCUUGGAGGAGGUGCGUUCCACCAGCCGCCUUGAAGCUGAGAAGGAGGAGGUGGCCAUGGCAGUUUAUGGCCUGACCACCCACGCCAAGGACAAGCUGCAUACGGUCCCUGAAUACUCAGCACUGAGGGAUCGUGGCCGGGCUGUGAGGCUGCAGCUGAAGGAGCUGCAGGCAGAGGAGGCAGGGCUGGAUGAACGCUUCUAUCUGCGGGCAUUGCAGCUGCCCAACAGCACCCACCCCUCUGCACCUAUAGGUGAUGAGAGCCAGGCCCGUGUGGAGGUGGUGGGGGAGAAGCCAGCUUUCAACUUCCAGCCUAAGGGACACCUGGAGCUGGGGGAGGGGCUAGAUAUCAUCCGUCAAAGGAGGCUGUCCCACGUCUCAGGUCACCGUUCCUAUUACCUGUGUGGGGCAGGAGCUCUGCUGCAACACGCAUUGGUGCAAUUUGUAUUGUCCAAACUGCUGCCCAAGGGCUUCCUACCCAUGACAGUCCCUGACCUUCUACGUGGUGCUGUCUUUGAGGGCUGUGGGGAUGCAGCCAAUGCCACCCCAUCCCUGUAUAUUGCAUUGACCCGGGCUCGCUUUGAGGACCUCUGCUUGGCUGGCACCUCCGAAGUGGGGAUUGCAGGUUAUUUCAUGGACCACGCGGUGAGGCUGCAGGAUCUGCCUAAGACUAGACACGGGUGCGAGAGGCCGUGGCUGUUAUCGAGAUCCAUCAGUUCACUAAGGUGGAGGAUGUUUGGGGUGACGGCAGCAGAGAGUGGGGCUGAGAGUGAGAUGCUGCUGGACGAGUUCCUUAGGCUGCAGAAGGAGAUCUAUGCAGAGCUGGGCUGCAUUACAGGGUCCUGGAUAAUGCCGACGCAGGAGUUGGGGCUCCCGGCUUAUCGCAAGUUUGAUAUUGAAGCCUGGAUGCCGGGAAGGGGGAAAUAUGGGGAGAUCUCCAGCACCUCCAAUUGCACAGAUUACCAAAGCCGGCGGCUGAACAUCAUGUACAUGGAUGGGGCUGGGAAGCUGCGCCACGCACACACGGUGAAUGGCACCGCCUGCGCCGUCCCCAGGCUGAUUAUUGCCCUGCUGGAGUGCAACCAACAGCUGGAUGGCAGCGUCCGCGUCCCCCCGGCCCUACAACCUUAUGUGGGUCAGGAUGUGAUCAAACAACCCCCCCCAUUAUUACGUUAUGAUGGACCCAAUCAACCCGGGGGGGGCCACUAUGAGAGGGGGGGGGGGGCACGUUUUCCAUCUUAA
This is a messenger RNA of Coturnix japonica (Japanese quail), 1581 nucleotides long. NCBI's taxonomy places the organism in Eukaryota, Metazoa, Chordata, Aves, Galliformes, Phasianidae. The record is from RefSeq and is a predicted model, not a curated record.